Messenger RNA from Mercenaria mercenaria, 1468 nucleotides. RefSeq lists its product as uncharacterized. NCBI's taxonomy places the organism in Eukaryota, Metazoa, Mollusca, Bivalvia, Venerida, Veneridae. The record is from RefSeq and is a predicted model, not a curated record. The coding region runs from base 844 to 1368 and encodes 174 amino acids. The transcript has 4 exons.
CAGACACCAAACCUGACUCUCUAACAUUUCUAGUGACCGCUAUUAGAUCUACCCGUUGAACAGAAGAAAGAUCUGCAGUUCCUGUCACGUAGCUAAAGUAAAGGAGACAGAGGUCGGAGAGCUCAGUGACAACCAGACAAAAAUUACAGUGAGAGGGAAAGCAUUUUAACAGCAAGUCUACCGCAAAACAGCUACCAGUCUUGAAUAUUCGGUUUUAUAUUUCUUUCAUUUGAAGACUUUUUAUGAAAGAAAUUAGCAUGAUUAAAUAGUUGUUCCAGUUGUUAUUUCUUGACACUCUUGGAUGUAUAAAAGUUAAAACAUCUGUUAUCGUUAUUUGAAACAGGUAGCAAAUGGGAUAGUAUGGUAGCCUCUCGCCCCUAACUCGCGAGUUCGAGCGCUGGUGCCCGAAGGAGCUAACUCGACUGUAGCAUAAUAACCAUAAGAAUUUGUUUGCAAUCGAUAGGACGAGGAAACACAUUCUAUUUUCGUCAAAUGAAAAGACUUUCUUCGGAUCCGCAAACCAAAAUAAAUAUUGUAUUUGAGCAGAUCUUUAUGCGAUGAAAAGCAUGGCUCGUUUUCCUUGUUGCGACGAUCAAAAUUCACCAAGUAAUCAGAAAAUUAUCAGCAAAAACGCUAUCAGAAUCAAGCGAAAUUUCCGAGAGUACGGAGAAAACGUACGCAUCUUCAAGGUAGGCCGAACGAAAUGAAAUCUCACGAGACUGAAAAUACGUAUAUGCGAGAACGCCAUUACCAUGACGCUACUACGCAACGACGUCAAAACGUCAAAAAUCCUUCAUAGCUAUCAACUGCAUUCUUCACAUUGUCUUUAAAUAUUUGCCAGAAAUGGAAGCUGAGAUUGGCACUAAAACAAGGAACAGCGUUUGGAAGUGCCUUUCUAGAAAUAUCAACAGAAGUAAGAUCGGCGCAUUUGCAAGAGCCUUGACCAGGGCAUUUGGAAGCAUCAGAAUCUGUAAGAGAGGUGUGGAGGAAAGUUUUGAAGUAAGAGUUCCAUCUUCUGAGCCGUCUGACUUUGUCUAUCCAGACGACAGAUACCUCAGCAAUGAUGAAAUUCUGCAACAACUUGAAGUGUUAGAGAAAAGAUUCAAUAAACAGGCUGAUAUAUUUGCCAGAGCACAAGGUAAAGAAGUUCACUUCAGAAAGGCAAAGCCAUACCAUGGAAACAUAUCUCCUGACCUCAAACGCGACCCUCUGUCAUUUCUUGUGGCCACUAUCAGACCACCGCGUUAUACUGAGGAAAGAUUCGCAGCUCUUGAGGAUCUGGUGCGGAAAGUGAAGCAAAGGAGACAGGGGUUGGAUAGUUCAGUGACAAACCAGGCAAAAUAUGCAGUCACAGGAAGGACAUCGUGAGUUCCAGAAAUUGUAGAAAAACAUCAGCAGUUUUGACUAUAUUAUGGAAAUUCAAAAUAAAUGUUAAAAAAUUCUAAUAUAUCAAAAUGAGUUUUACUUU